Octodon degus (degu) is the source of this 1783-nucleotide messenger RNA. It is a transcript of the gene Slc35g6, whose product is annotated as solute carrier family 35 member G6. NCBI's taxonomy places the organism in Eukaryota, Metazoa, Chordata, Mammalia, Rodentia, Octodontidae. The coding region runs from base 1 to 1323 and encodes 440 amino acids. The transcript has 4 exons. The record is from RefSeq and is a predicted model, not a curated record.
AUGGCCCGCAUCAUAUUCGCUCCCCCCCCAGCGCCGCCGCCGCCACCGCCGCCGCCAAGAGGAGGCCGGCGCAGCGCAGCUGACACCGACACAAGGCUCUCGCAAAAGAAAAAAUACUGGACAAACUUGGAGUCAUGGAGUCAUAAAACAAGCAUAAGUGGAACUAUUGGAAAAAAUAGCCCCCCUGCAAGGUUCCAGGAAAGAACCCCACUCCUACUCCAGCCAGGUCACAAUGGCUGGAGCUCUGAGGGGUUCAGGCACCCUGAACCAGGAGAAGAGAAAGUCCAAGGGAAGAUGGCUGGCAGUCACCCCUACUUCAAUCUACCUGACUUCACCCAGCCAUCACCGCCCUCCACUCCACCUAGCCUCUCCUCAAACCAGCGCUGCUGGCCCUCCGAUGCUACCAAGGGUCUGCUGGUGGCCCUGCUGGGUGGAGGCCUGCCAGCUGGCUUUGUAGGCCCCUUCUCCCGUAUGGCUUACCAGACGUCGCACUUGCCCUCACUGGAGCUGCUUAUGUGUCGAUGCCUCUUGCAUCUUCCUAUUGCUGUGUUACUUAAGCUGCGUGGUGACCCAUUGCUUGGACCUCCUGAUGUCCGAGGCCGUGCCUGCCUUCACGCCCUGCUCAACGUUCUCAGCAUUGGAUGUGCCUACAGUGCAGUUCAAUUGGUGCCCAUUGGCAAUGCUGCCACCAUUCGAAAAGGUUCUUCCACCGUGUGCUCUGCCCUCCUUGCCCUCUGCCUCAAAAGUCAGGGUCUCAGUGGCUAUGACUGGUGUGGCUUGUUGGGUAGCACACUGGGACUGAUCAUCAUUGUGGGACCUGGACUAGGGACAUUGCAGGAGGGCACUGCUGGUCUCUACACUGCUCUGGGCUAUGUGUUGGCCUUCCUGGGAGGCCUGGCCUUAUCACUGGGACUUCUGGUCUACCGCUCCCUGCAUUUUCCCUCCUGCCUACCAACAGUGGCCUUUCUAUUUGGCAUGGUGGGACUAAUGGCCUCUGUACCAGGACUCUUUGUGUUGCAAACUCCUGUACUACCCAAGGACCCUCUGAGUUGGAGCUGUGUGGCAGGAGUGGGGAUCCUUGCCUUAGUCUCCUUUGUGUGUGUGAGCUAUGCAGUCACCAAGGCCCACCCUGCCCUAGUCUGUGCUGUCCUUCACUCUGAGGUAGUGGUGGCCCUGAUGCUGCAAUAUUAUGUGCUCUAUGAGACUGUGGCACCUUCUGACAUCAUGGGGGCAGGGGUUGUGUUGGGCAGCAUAGCGAUCAUUACUGCUCAGAACCUCAGCUGUGAGAGGGAAAGGCAAACAGAAGAGUGUGACCCAACUUGAGAGUCUGGGGUUAGGGGUUGGAGGGUGGGCAGGGGUAAAUAGAGUCUGGAAUAUAAACAUGGGAGAAACAGCACCUGGAAAAGAACUGGUGUGAGAGAGGGGCACCCCUUGGACUCAAGGGUAACUUGGUGUUGAUGGAGUGGGACAACUGGAAAACCUCAAACAAGUCUGAGGACUAAGGAAUUGGUCUAAACUAGGUCCUGGGAAUCAGGGCAUAACCAGGGGGUAAGGUCUCAGAUCCAAGGGGCUGAGGUGGGCCGACCAUGGGCUAAGGGGACAAUUUCCUUUUGCAGCAGAGAAAAGAGCACCAGGGCUGGAGUGUACUGGCUGGCAGUGGGCAACUGCACUGGGAGAGGGGAGUGUACCAUGCCGCUUCUCCUAGAUUAAGGUUUCCCUUGUGGUUGUGCCCCUACCCCUUGGGAUGGUGACGUGACACUGACAUCAAACAAGAAACACUUUU